AUGAGCUACCUUCCAAGCCGAUCUUUGAGGGCUGUCGGUACUUCACGGCGAUAUGCAUCGGGCCUCGCGGUUUCUCUAGGGGAAGCGUCGUACCAUCAUGCUUCAAGUAGUAUCAAGCUGACCUCAGGCGCCAAAUCUCAAUCGUCUGUAGCAUUGAUGAUGGACAGUUUGCCGUCUCAAAGUUGUAUUGGGAAUCUUUCGGUGGCCUAUUCUUCGAGCUUGAAGCCGUAUGUUCCUCGCGGGUCAUCUCGGAUAAAGAGAAAUAUCAUCAACUUGCUCGAGAAUCGAAAAUAUGAGCAGGUUUUGGACCUACUUCUUCGAUGGACCGAGUCUAGUGUCAAUAAUUCGUGGAAAUCCACUAUUAGUGAACGUGAAAUGGCAUUUUUCAUUGGAGCGAUUGUCAAGUAUCAGUUAUAUGUCAUUGCUGAAGCUGCAGAUGCCAAAGGCAUUCAUCGGGACAUCAAUGUAACCCACCAAAAGUUUGCUGAAGCGAGAAGCUUGAGAGAGAAAAUACGAGGUUUGUACAGCAUUUUGUUGUAUGGAAGCACCGAAGAAUCGCUUUAUGAGCGGCUGAAACGUGCCAAUGUAUACAACUCCGACCAUUAUACCGGUUACCUUCUCACUCAAGCGGACUAUGAAAAUUUAAUUUCUCUCGAGUUGGGAAACCAAAAGCUUGAUUUAGCAUCCAAAUGGUUCCAGAGAUUCCACAGCCAGUUCGAGGAACCACUUACAAAAUACACUUAUGACAUGUGGGUUCUAAAAUUCAAGGUAUAUUGUGGUGGUGCACCAUUUUUGUGGACCAGUCCAAAAACAGAUGUUGGACGUAAUGACAUUAGACGCCGAAGAGGUAUUUUUCGGGCCGAAAAACCAUGGAUUGAAGUCUUUGAUGAAUACCUAAGAACCAUUCUGCGCACAACCAAUUCCCAGCCUGUCCUCGAUAACAAGAUGAACGAGGUUUUAAUCUCAUGCAUGGGCUAUAAUGGCAGCUUGAGCUAUUUGACCAAAUACAUUGAAAGCGUAUGGGGAAUAACCGCACAAGGUAAGAGCAAGUUUCGACUCGAAAAGUCCAAUUCUCGUUAUCCGGACCUUGCUAUCUUGAAAGCUAUAGUUGUUUCCUUCUUCUAUAACCAGCAGUUCUUUCAGGCCAUGACUUACUUGAAUAGUUUCCAAGAGAUUUAUGGUAUAGAUUUGACCAUUAGUCCAGCGAGGAGCUUGUGGGAUCAGGUGUUCCGAUACGCCGAAGGUAUCACAUCGUAUGACGAAGAUAAAGCUCUCUCUGUCUUUUUGAAGCAGUCACGAAUCAACGUUGACACCAAGAGGAAAAAGGAGGACAAGCUUCGUCAAGUUCAGUCCAAUGUGAACUUUGACUACGAAGGGUACUUGACAUUUGUUAAAGAUUUGGAGCAAAAACGCACCGCUACCAUGUCCGAAUUAUGGCACUUAUAUCGCGACUCCAAUGGUUUUUUUUGCACUGGAGUUGUCAAGGCAUAUUUGUCAUUUCUUGAAGUUAAGCCGUCGAGUAUGGAUCAAUACUACGACUUGAUGACUUAUUUGGCAAAGUGCUAUCAUGAAUAUGCUGUGAGCAACCUGUCAUUUAACAGGCUUGAUCUCAUAACCAAUCGUAUCUAUGAUAACGAUGAAAGGGUCUAUGCGUUAUAUGAGCAAGCAUUAGCAAACGCUAUUGAGAUCAAGGGUAUUCUGGGUUAUAUAGGCCAAAUCGAACCCUUGAUUGAAGAAUGGAGUUUGGACAACGAAAUGGCACACAAGUUGCGAGCCAAAUUCAUGGAGAACCGUCCGAGAUACAGAUCUAUCUUGGAGGAAAAUAGAUUGCGGAAGGUGGAGGAGCAAGUAGAAGAUGAGGAGAAGUUACUAGACUUAUUCUAA
Molecule: messenger RNA, 1884 nt
Organism: Meyerozyma guilliermondii ATCC 6260
Lineage: Eukaryota; Fungi; Ascomycota; Pichiomycetes; Serinales; Debaryomycetaceae
Exons: 1
Coding region: 1-1884 (627 amino acids)
Source: RefSeq, a predicted model, not a curated record